ACUUCCUUUCGAGCCAAGCACGAUUGCGGUAGGCCACCAUGACGAACCCUAAGGGAUAUCGGCGGGGUACCCGCUAUAUGUUCGCAAAGGGGUUCAGGAAGCAUGGCCCCGAACAUCUGUCCACCUACAUGAAGGUGUACAAAGUGGGAGACAUUGUGGAUAUUAAGGGCAAUGGCGCCAUCCACAAGGGCAUGCCCCACAAGUGCUACCACGGCAAGACGGGCCGCGUCUACAACGUGACGCAGCACGCCGUCGGCGUGAUUGUCAACAAGAAGGUGCGCGGCCGCUACAUCGAGAAGCGCAUCAACCUGCGUAUCGAGCACGUCAAGCACAGCAAGUGCCGCGAGGAUUUCCUCAACCGCGUCAAAACCAACGCCAAACUGCGCGCGGAGGCCAAGGUGAACAAGACGAGCGUGAGCCUGAAGCGGCUGCCGCGGCCGCCGAGGGAGGCGCACGUGGUGGUGACGUCCGACACCACUAUCCAAGACGUGCGGCCCAAGCCGUACGAGUUCAUCAUCUAGUGCUGUCACCCUGUGGGAAGAGAAUACAUGGCGUGGAGCCAGCA
Messenger RNA from Pollicipes pollicipes, 565 nucleotides. It is a transcript of the gene RpL21, whose product is annotated as ribosomal protein L21. Gene Ontology annotation, molecular function: structural constituent of ribosome. The record is from RefSeq and is a predicted model, not a curated record. Lineage: Eukaryota; Metazoa; Arthropoda; Thecostraca; Pollicipedomorpha; Pollicipedidae. Gene Ontology annotation, biological process: translation. The transcript has 4 exons. The coding region runs from base 39 to 521 and encodes 160 amino acids. Gene Ontology annotation, cellular component: ribosome.